UCACUCGGAAUUGAUACUGAACCGAAUGCCCGACGGCAUUACAGAACUCCGGAGACGAGCAUGGGACCCCGACCCAAGCAGGACAGCUCCAGGUGACAGCAAGGUUUGUACCUCGAGAGACCUGAAAUACGGAUGGGAUUUAGCCGACUCUUCGCAAUUUUACGUCAACUGCGAUGCAAAAGUCCUAACGCGACACUCCCAGAGUCGACAUGCUAGUCUAUACGGUCCAUGGUCAAAACAACGUCAAGCAAUUGAAGCUGCUCGACCCCGUUGAUGAUUACAUUGCGCCAUGUGCUGAUGCUCAAGACUACGAUCGCGGCUCUCAUGCACUUGACGGUAAUACAUCGUACCGUGGGCCGCAUGUGGUGCCGCAUUGGAUCGCAUCAUUGACUCAUUACUGUUUCCCGGCAGAUUCCAGGACAACGAGGGACAUGUUGGAGUCGCGAGCAGACAAUGAUAAAUUCAUCAACUAUCUCGCUGGGUCUGGAUACUGCCGGGAGAAGGACUUCAACUCGCCUCAUGAGCGUGCAGCGCUCAUGACGAUCUCGAGGGAACAUUCUUUUGAGACCCGUCUGCCUGAUUUUGAGGCUCUGCUGCGUACUUUCAGAUGCUGAGUCAAGUCAAAUUUUAUAGACAUAGCACACAUCUCAAGUCACCCCUUUGCCAAUCACUUUUCCAAUCACCUCAGUUUGUUGUAGUUCUAAUUUUUUGCUCAAGCACACUCUUGGCUAUAGCUAUGGUUCACACUAAAUCAGACUA
Messenger RNA from Protomyces lactucae-debilis, 759 nucleotides. RefSeq names its product GNAT domain-containing protein. The record is from RefSeq and is a predicted model, not a curated record. The transcript is spliced from 3 exons. NCBI's taxonomy places the organism in Eukaryota, Fungi, Ascomycota, Taphrinomycetes, Taphrinales, Protomycetaceae. Bases 210 to 614 code for a protein of 134 amino acids.